Molecule: messenger RNA, 525 nt
Organism: Thlaspi arvense
Lineage: Eukaryota; Viridiplantae; Streptophyta; Magnoliopsida; Brassicales; Brassicaceae
Source: the annotation of a GenBank genome assembly
AUGUAUUCCGUCACCAUUGGAGCUGCUCUAAGUCUCCGAUCAUGCCUAUUGGCAAGGGUUCCUUGUAGAAAGCUCUCAUCACUUUCUGCUAAUUCUUCUUGUCUUGAGUUAAGGAGAUUUCCUUGUAGAGGUCGUGUCUUGUUCAUGAACCAUCCCAAAUUGAUCCGUCCAGUGAUUGCUUCUGUGCAGCCACAUGAGUUGUCGACUUUGGGGCACGAAGGCAACACUGUUCCUUCUAAAGAAAUUCUUGAUCUUUGGAGAAAUGCUGAAGCGGUAUGCUUCGAUGUGGAUAGCACGGUUUGUGUGGAUGAAGGCAUUGAUGAGCUUGCAGAGUUUUGUGGAGCUGGAAAGGCUGUUGCUGAAUGGACUGCCAGAGCAAUGGGUGGAUCUGUUCCAUUUGAAGAAGCUCUAGCCGCAAGACUUGCUUUGUUCAAGCCUUCUCUUUCGAAAGUUGAGGAAUUUCUAGAAAAGAGACCCUCGAGGUACUGCUUUUGUUUACAGUUACCGAUAAUUUUGAUUCUUUAA